AACUUCCUUAAAAUAAAUUGGAGGUUACUGAUUGAUCCCUUAAUUAGUUAGCUAGAUCGAAGACGAUGCAUGAGACUAAACUAGUACAGAUGACCUAUUAGCUAUCAGAAGAAGAUGAGAAGAAGGUACCAGAACUUGUUUUUGUGCCAUGGGAUGCUAAAACUCUUUGCUGUUGCAGCCUGCUUCAUUUGUUGUGUAGCUGACUCUACAGCCCCUUUACCCCCUUCUCCUGAAGACAAAGCAUGUGAGCUAAAUUUGACCCCAUUUCCUUACCAGCCAGAGGGUGAAUGUAUAAACACACCAAAGGAGAUCAAUGCAUGGAACAGCGUGACUACAUCCAUUUGUUGCAGAAAUGCAUUGGCAGUUUUUGUGAAGGCAUUGGCCUUAAGAGCGAACCUCGGUAAAAAUGCAGACUCUCUCUUCCUUCAAAAUGACAAGUGGGAGAACUGUAGCGGUCCAUUCUUGAGACAAUCCUCUGUCUCUAUACCUUCUUGUGGCUUCAAAAAUCUAUACUUCAACAGUACUAAAUGUUCUGCAAUGUCAUAUUCUGACAUGAUAAGCGAUGAUUUCUUUCACAAUGCUUCAGUAAGUUGUUCUCAGUUUGGAUAUUCAUUCGACAGAGAUUGCAGCACGUGCACGGAUGCUAUAACACGUGCCAAAGCUCACUUGUUAAGUAAGUAUCAAAAAUCUGGAAAUGAUACAGAGGGAGCUACAUGUGGUGUGGCGAUAUUAAUUUCCCUUGCAGCACAGAGAAUAAGUGAUCCCUUGUAUGUCAGUGAUCUAUUUAGAUGUGCAUCUGCUCUAAAUAUAUAUGAUCCAGGUUAUAUCAAACUCAAAUUUUCUCUGGUGAAAGCUCUCUUGGCUCUUGUCAUAGCGGCCAUUGUUCUUAUCUUGGUCAUCGUUCUGAUAAAACACGUAAUCAAGAACAAUAAAAAGGAUUACAAACAUGUGAAAGCCAAGGAGAUUGCAACAUGGUCUGGACUCUACAGAUUUUCCAAGGCAGAGAUUGAGAAUGCAAUUAACUUUGGCAAUGAAAAGAAAUGCCUAGGUCGCGGAAGUGCUGGAACUGUUUACAAGGGGAUUUUACCAAGUGGACAAGUUGUGGCCAUCAAGCAUAUAUACAAGAGCAACAAUUCAGACACAUUUACGCGUGAAGUAGAAGGUCUUUCAAGAGUUCGACAUCCAAAUCUUGUUUGUCUUUUUGGCUGCUGCACUGAGGAUGGAGAACAGUACCUGGUUUAUGAAUAUUGCUCAAACGGAAACCUGGCUCAACACCUUCUUAGGAAAGAUACAUUUCUUACAUGGGAAAGAAGGGUAAAAAUAUUGAGGGAUUGUUCACUUGGACUAAGAUAUCUUCAUCAUUACAUCGACGGAUGCAUUGUUCAUAGAGAUAUCAAGCUGACAAACAUCCUAUUGACUGAGAACUUGGAACCUAAACUCUCUGAUUUCGGGUUGGCAAAAAUGUUGGGCAUUGAGGAGAGCAAGGUAUUCACUGAUGUCAGAGGAACCAUAGGAUAUAUGGAUCCUGAGUACAUGAGCAACGCCAAGUUAACUUGUGCCAGUGAUAUCUAUAGUUUCGGCAUCGUAGCCCUCCAACUUCUUUCUGGACAAAAAGUCAUCGAGCUUGAUCUUGAUGCAAGAGACCAGCUUACACGAAAGGCGAAGGAUGUGAGUAUGGGGAAACGGCCAUUAUCUGAGAUCAAAGACCCGAGGCUACAGGGAAAUCUCAACAGUGUGGACUACGAAUCAAUUUUACAAGUCGCGGUACUGUGUGUUGCUAGAUCAAGCAAAGGCCGACCUACAAUCGAUGUCGUUUUUGAUGAAAUGGAUAAAGCCUGGAAAAACACUAUCGCAGAAAAGAGAUCAAAGAUGGAUCUGAGCGCAUCAGCAACUUCCCUGUCGAGAUCACUGGACGUGAUGCCGGUUUAAGCUGCACUGAUAUCGUGAUGUUCUUGAAUUAGAACUACGCAUUGUGUUAGAGUGCAUAUAGUUGUGACAUGUGAGUGAUCGAUUGCAUGUAUGUGUUUAUUAAGUUGAUAAGAGGAAAUGGACCGUGCUUGUAUCAAUUUCAUUUAUUUACAUUUACAAACGAGUCAUCUAUAUCAGGAUUUUUUCCGUGAGAAGUUAUUAAA
This is a messenger RNA of Daucus carota subsp. sativus, 2132 nucleotides long. RefSeq names its product probable leucine-rich repeat receptor-like protein kinase At5g49770. The record is from RefSeq and is a predicted model, not a curated record. The transcript is spliced from 8 exons. Gene Ontology annotation, molecular function: protein kinase activity; ATP binding. Gene Ontology annotation, biological process: protein phosphorylation. Bases 115 to 1929 code for a protein of 604 amino acids. Lineage: Eukaryota; Viridiplantae; Streptophyta; Magnoliopsida; Apiales; Apiaceae.